AUGUCGUGUGUGGCAGCACGUACGGGGCGACAACGACAACGUUACGAGGACAACAUGCGCCUCGUCUCUGGAUGUAUUCCCUAUAGAUGGAUAAAGGGAAAAGUGGAUCAAAAUGAAGAUACAGAGGAGAUAAUAGAAGUGCUAAUGGUUUCUUCACCAAAACGUGAUGACCUUGUGUUUCCAAAGGGAGGAUGGGAGGAUGAUGAAACUGUUGCAGAAGCUGCUUGUCGUGAAGCCCUAGAGGAAGCAGGAGUUAAAGGGAUUGUAAGAGAAAUUCCCUUGGGAAGAUGGGAGUUCAGAAGCAAAAGCAGCAAUGAUUCACGUAGCCAAGAAGGAUGGUGCAGAGGGUACAUGUUUGCCUUAGAGGUAACUGAAGAACUUAAGACUUGGCCAGAGCAGAAAGACCAUAAUCGCCACUGGGUGAACAUAAAAGAAGCAUUCAGACUAAGCCGAUAUGACUGGAUGUGCAAGGCAUUGGAAGUGUUCUUAAGAGUUAUGGCAGAAGACAGAAAGCUAAAGAAGGAGGAAAACACUGUUGAUUCUUCUUCAAUGUCAGUUCUAGAUGUGUCAGAAAGUCAAAAUGUGUCAUCCAAAUGCUAUAAAAGAACCCCUACAACACCACACCACAGUAUAUCUUCAAGAACCAAUAUCCUGGCCCAUGCUUCCCAGGAGAUAGCUAUUCACUUUAUGUGA
Sphenostylis stenocarpa is the source of this 693-nucleotide messenger RNA. The record is from the annotation of a GenBank genome assembly. NCBI's taxonomy places the organism in Eukaryota, Viridiplantae, Streptophyta, Magnoliopsida, Fabales, Fabaceae.